AUGCCAAGUCCGUCUCUCCAGAGUGUUAAUGCGUGUAUCCAAUGUCGAAGAGUCAAGAUGAAGUGCCGUCCUAUGGGACAGGACACGUCCAAAUGUGAACGUUGUACCCGAAAAGCCCUUGAUUGCAUUUUCAGGGAGCAUCGUCGAGGUCGUAAGCCGGGCACAAAAAUCGUGAAAACCAAGAAAGCACCUACUAUCUCGCCACAGUCGAUCCCAAGUUUGGAGAGUCCAGCCGCAGUAGGAGCUCAUAUCUCAGAAACUGAAGACGAUGCAAAUAAUCUACAGCCAUCGGGGUUGCUCAAUCACGAGGCUCUGGAGGGGAGGUUUUCUCUUGGCAAUAUUCUCAAUGCGGAUCAAGAACCUGUGCCGCGACAGCGAAGCCGGGAUGAGUCACUUGAGGAUCCAAUUGAACUUGGGCUGAUCACUCCAUCUUUGGCGAAGUCUCUGUUUGACAGCUUCAUAACGGUUCUAAAUCCAUACAUCAGUCAGCUUGAUCCCCAUCUCCAUACCUUUCCUUACGUCCGUUCAAAGUCUGCAUUCCUCCUGAGCUCCAUGCUAGCCAUGGCAGCAAAAGCCUUCAAUCAUGUCCUCUACAUCAAGUUGUAUGACCAUGCCCAGGACCUCUUUUCCAAUGUCUUCCGGAGAGGCAGUAAAUCAGUCGAAGUCGUGCAGGCAAUCCUGAUUCUUACGUAUUGGAAGGAGCCGCAAGACACAAGGGUAUGGACCUCUGUUGGGUACGCAAUCCGCAUAUGCAUGGACUUGGGAUGGCAUAAGCUGGCUUAUUGCCGCUCUGAAGCAGUCAUGACAGAGUCUGAAGUUCAAAGGCGAGAACGACGGAAUAUUGAGAGAACGUGGUAUGUUCUCUUUGUUUACGAUCGGAGUAUCAGCCUGCAGACCGGACGACCAUGGAUGAUAGAAUGCAGCGAGUUUAUCGAAUCCAUAGAAGACUGGUGCAACGACCCUUUAACAAUUGACAACGAUCAACUUCUAGGAGCUUUCACUACGUUGAGACUCGUCACCUCUUCCGCAUUUCCCCUCCUGGUCACCAAGUCACGGCAACGGUCCUUGUCGCACAGUGAGAGUGCGCCACUUGUCAGCCUAUUAGACGGCCGUCUCGAGAGAUGGGAGAAGAAGUGGACUGAAAAGAUCAAAGCUCAGACUGAACAAUCCUGCCAUGAGUUUCUCAUCCGCUUCUACGGCACUCAUCUCCGUCUUCAGCUUCAUACUCUACCCCUGCAUGGGAUUCUUGUCUCCGACAAAUUGAAUAUCAACCAUCAUAUUGACACCGUCUGGGUGGCAUAUAGCAGUGCUCUCAACAUGCUGCAGCUGAUAUCACGCUUUUCAGAGCAUGUUUGCUUUGCCCAAGACUCCAUACAUGUCAUGACAGCCUAUAGUGCUGCAUUUCUCGUCAAGAUCACUCUUGUAUUUUCCGACUUCAUAUCUGGGGAGCUCGAAUCAACCUGUAUAGAAGCUAUUCAGCAGGCCGCUCAAGUCUUCUCCAGUCAAUCUGGAUGCAUAAGCUCUAGUUGCACCCUGCAAGCAUCGUUUCUACAAAAGGUUGCGGCGAAGCUUUUACAGAACCAUACGAGACACAAAAUAUUCCAGGAGGGUGGACCCACAGGACGCGCAGAGCCUGUAUCACAGAUGGUAGACGAGCUUGAUAUAAACGAAGGGUCUGGUGCAGACUCUGAAGGUAGCUCAUCCUCCCGACGUCCCCCGGAUCUAGGAGCCCUAGAUAUAUCAUUCUUAGCUCAGGAAAACCUGGACUUCCCUUUUGAAUGUGAUGAUAUGUGGGCAGAGAUGUUCGGAAUGAACCCUCAAGAUGUAUCAUUCUUCUCCCAAACAGAUUAA
Molecule: messenger RNA, 1851 nt
Organism: Fusarium verticillioides 7600
Lineage: Eukaryota; Fungi; Ascomycota; Sordariomycetes; Hypocreales; Nectriaceae
Exons: 5
Coding region: 1-1851 (616 amino acids)
Biological process (GO): regulation of DNA-templated transcription; DNA-templated transcription
Cellular component (GO): nucleus
Molecular function (GO): zinc ion binding; transcription cis-regulatory region binding; DNA-binding transcription factor activity, RNA polymerase II-specific
Source: RefSeq, a predicted model, not a curated record